Molecule: messenger RNA, 3963 nt
Organism: Corvus hawaiiensis (hawaiian crow)
Lineage: Eukaryota; Metazoa; Chordata; Aves; Passeriformes; Corvidae
Product: poly(rC)-binding protein 3-like
Exons: 17
Coding region: 762-2123 (453 amino acids)
Biological process (GO): negative regulation of mRNA splicing, via spliceosome
Cellular component (GO): cytoplasm; nucleus
Molecular function (GO): mRNA binding
Source: RefSeq, a predicted model, not a curated record
UCGGCAUUUGGUGGUUUUUUAUUUUUUUUUCUUUUAAAUUUUUUUUUUCUUGGGGAUUCUCCUCUCUCCUGCCAGACUGACUUACACGUUCUUGAUAAUUUCUCUUCCCCUCAUUUUUUUUUAUACUCUUCUCCCUGCUUCCAAACCCUGUGUCUGUGUGUUUCAAUACUAUCACAACCUCUGCUAAAAAUAGAUCUUUUUAUACCCUUCCUCCUCUCUGACCCCAUCCAACACCCCUUGUUAAGAAUGCUGCGGUGCCCCGCCGGCUAGCAUGCUGUCCCGGGCACCGGGCAAUCUCUGCCUGCUCCGAAGGGCGCACAGAAGACGAAUCGCGGCGCAGGAGGGCAGGCGAAGCUUCGGGUCAGGUUCGCCUUGCCCACCGGUGGCAAAGGUGCGAGAAGGAGGUAACUAUCUUACAGACAGAGCAAGAAAAGUAAAUUCACUUGGCUGUUCCAUAUCUCUGAGGAACCUGAUGCAUGAGUGGACUAGAGAAGAGAAAGACAGAAAAACUCCAAAGACCUACAGAUCAUCUGGCUGGCAGGGUCAAGUUUUCUUCGGAUUGAGGCAGAACUGCGGCUCACGGACAUCUGAUGUGAUAGAGCACACUCAACACUUUUAGAUAUCUGAAGACUGCAAAAGCUGACCAACAACAGCAGGUUUUUAAACAUCACUGCUCUUCUGACAAGUUGAUUAAGUGAAUAGAAGAAAAAAAAAAAAAGAAAAACGAAGCUACUUUCAAGUAUUGAAGAUACAAGGCCAGGAUGAACACGAAGGACGGAAAAGUGUCUGAAGGAGGUCUCAAUGUCACACUUACUAUACGCCUUCUCAUGCAUGGCAAGGAGGUUGGAAGCAUUAUUGGAAAGAAAGGUGAGACAGUGAAGAAGAUGAGGGAGGAGAGCGGUGCUCGAAUCAAUAUUUCAGAAGGGACUUGUCCAGAGAGAAUUGUGACAAUAACAGGCCCAACAGAUGCAAUUUUUAAAGCUUUUUCUAUGAUUGCACUAAAAUUUGAAGAGGACAUAAACGCUUCAAUGACAAACAGCACGGUGACAAGCAAACCGCCCGUAACACUGCGGCUCGUUGUCCCAGCAAGUCAGUGUGGAUCCCUUAUAGGAAAAGGAGGUUCCAAAAUCAAAGAAAUCAGGGAGUCCACAGGAGCCCAGGUGCAGGUGGCAGGGGACAUGCUGCCCAACUCGACGGAGCGCGCGGUGACCAUAUCCGGCACUCCCGACGCCAUCAUCCAGUGUGUGAAGCAGAUCUGCGUGGUGAUGCUGGAGUCCCCACCCAAAGGUGCCACCAUCCCCUACCGUCCCAAACCUGCCUCUGCACCUAUCAUUUUUGCAGGUGGCCAGGUAAGAGCAGACACCAUUUUGGCUUCAGCUGGAAACCACACCGUCCUGGCCCAGCCUCAGCCAGCACCUGCGUUCACGAUUCAGGGGCAGUAUGCCAUCCCUCAUCCAGAUGUGAGUCCAGCACAUUUGACCAAGCUUCACCAGUUGGCUAUGCAGCAUCCCCCCUUUACUCCCCUUGGGCAGACCACCCCUGGUUUCCCUGGACUGGAUGCCACUACUCCAACCAGUUCCCAUGAACUUACUAUUCCCAAUGAUUUAAUAGGCUGCAUUAUUGGCAGACAAGGCAGUAAGAUAAAUGAAAUCAGGCAGAUGUCAGGAGCGCAGAUCAAGAUUGCUAAUGCCACAGAAGGCUCGGCAGAACGACAAGUUACAAUCACAGGAUCCCCUGCAAACAUCAGCUUAGCACAGUACCUCAUUAAUGCAAGCUUAGAGAUGGCUAAAGUCAGCACCCAGACCGCUUCCGUCACGACCCCUGUUGACCUCAACAUGAACCUCUCUCAGUCUGCCACCCCUACCUCCACCCCCACCUCCAUGGCCGUGCUGGCGGCCGCCUCCGCCGCUACCGUCAGUACCCCCCCUCCCCUACCAACUCUGCCAACCACCCACUAUGCCGUUCCUGUCUCCAGUCUGCUUGGCAUGAAAACUGUCCCACUCCUGGCACUAAAUGCCGCGGCCGCCGCGGGGGCCACGGGGAGUUUGUCCGCUUACACUGCCAAAAUUCCUUCGACGAGUGGGGUUAAGAAAUCUGACCGCCAGAAGUUUGCUCCAUAUUGAAGGGAUGAGACACAAUGCAAGCUUUGCCAGCUCUGCCAAGAGUCUGUGGUAGCUCCUAGUUAUCAAGGAAACAAUACGGCAUCUUUUCUUUUCUGUUCAAUUGCUAGUGUUAACUGUUGCCGACUCAAGUCGUCUUCCGCUCUCCAUAACACCUAACACCAGGCACCACCUCCCAACUAGUUCCAACAGCCAGCGGGUGCCAGCCUGGGCUCUUUCUUCCCGGACACCGUCCCUCCGACGGGGCUGUGGCCAGGGCUGCCCCCAGCCCACCAAGGGAGACAUAGUAAAGAGAAGGAAAAAACAUCAGCGAGGCAAAACGUUCACAGCCAGGUUCUGCUCCAGCAAUGCUGCCCAGCAUAAAAAUACACUUCGAUCCACAUUUGCAGGGAUCCCUCCAACUGCAGAACAAUUCCUUAUGGCAAACUGGCAUUUUUAAUGUAUUUUUCCUAUUGGUAGAAUUUGCAAAUCUGGCACUUCUGAUGAUCACUAGUGCCCUUACAAUGCUCUAUGAAGUGCUGCUGGCCCCCUCAGCCAUUCUGCUGCUCCUAAAAGGCCUGGAGACCCCUAUACCCUGCCCCCCAAAUCUGCCUACAAGCAGGAGAUGGGGGCUAGGAAGUACCAACCUCAGGUACUUCUGCGUACAACAAGUGAAGCUUUCUGGUCUGAGAAAAACUGCUAAAUUAAAAUGACUGGAAAACAGUCAGGAAAAAAUGUCAGGAACCUGUGCCUUUCCACAUGAUUCUUUUAAAGGGUGCAACCAUUUUUCUCUGCUUUGGAAAAACGUAAUUUUAAGAACUCUGCUUUAGGGAGGGAGGGAGAGAGAGAGCAGGCUCCUCCUUUAGCACUCAAAUGUUUUACAUAUACCAACACAGUACUUACUGCUGUAAGUACUUCAGAGCAGGUACAAACCAGAUGCCAUCACUAUUCUGAUGCUUCCUGCCAUGUGUAUUUUAUUCAGUCAAAAUGACCAUUUUUUGUCAGGUUUCUGUACAAAAUACAUCCCUGUUUAACUCGCCACUAAUCAUGCAGUCAGGUUGUACGGUAAUCAUGAAAAACAUGCAGUGUUUUAGAGGUCAUUCAAAGGCUGCUGCCUGGACAGAUCCCAUCCCUUGACCAAGCACUUCAGGAUGUUCAGAUGAACUAAAACCAGACAGGUAAUUGCAGCCAAAGCCAAGAGAGCUGGGGAAUGGAGUGGCUGGUUGCCAGCUGUUGGAACUAGUUCUUAACUGCAUUUUCUGUUUGUCCAUCCACCUUCUUUUUAAUUUCUGUUGCAUAACUCAGUAAUGCAAUAUUGUUUUUCUCACCAUUUCCAAAUCCAGAGUCCCAUUAUCCCACCAUGUUCAUCCACUUUGCACUCCUUGGACACAAAGCUUUAACAGUUGAACUGUAUUCAGUGCAUUUUAAUAUAAACUAAAAACACAAUGCAAAUGCAAUACUUUUUAAAACAUGGUAUUUCAAAGUGUGUUAUUGUAUAGGGCUACUAUCUCAGUAUUUUGUGUCAUUUCUGUAAUCUGUGGGCUUUUCUUCACCUUAGCACCUUUGCACUAAGUUUUGUCACUGUAAUCGUUUGUAGAACUGCCAUUGUUACAAUUUGCACUUAUCCAAAUGGGGUUUUUAGUUGGUUUUGUUGGGGGUUUUUUGGUUUUGUGGGUUUUUUUGUUUGUUUGUGGCUUCCAUUUUCUUUUCCUUCUUUUUUUUCCUUUUUUUUUUUUUUUGGUUGUAUAUAAUGAAGGAAAAACUGGGAAUAAUGUCAAGGUACCACAGCUAUUUAAAAGCUCUAGAAAAGUGCUGUAAAAUUGUUCUGGACUAUUGUAACUGUUUCAAUAAUUGACAUUUAAGG